Molecule: messenger RNA, 2608 nt
Organism: Capsella rubella
Lineage: Eukaryota; Viridiplantae; Streptophyta; Magnoliopsida; Brassicales; Brassicaceae
Product: nudix hydrolase 3
Exons: 22
Coding region: 90-2399 (769 amino acids)
Cellular component (GO): cytoplasm
Molecular function (GO): dipeptidyl-peptidase activity
Source: RefSeq, a predicted model, not a curated record
GGUAGAAGUGUGAAAGGUUUACUCAAACUGGGUCGCUUCCGGUUUAGUGAAGCCAAAAACAAAAAAGUCACGGAGAGAGAGAGAUAGCUAUGGCGGAGGAGCACUUUGACGUUCUGACUAAAUCCGGUGAAAAGACCGGUGUUUCCAAACCCAGGGGAGAGAUUCACCGAGACGGAGAUUACCAUCGUGCAGUUCAUGUCUGGAUCUUUGUGGAGAGCACUCAACAACUCCUUCUCCAACUCCGAGCUGAUGACAAAGAUUCAUGGCCUGGACUAUGGGACAUUUCUAGUGCUGGCCAUAUCACAGCUGGUGAUCCUUCUCUUUUAUCGGCCCAGCGAGAGCUCGAGGAAGAGCUUGGUGUUAAACUCCCAAAAGAUGCCUUUGAAAAGAUAUUCGUCUUUCUGCAAGAAUGUGUCACAAACAAUGGAAAGUUCAUAAAUAAUGAGUUCAAUGAUGUGUAUCUUGUUACAAUUCUGCAUCCAAUUCCAUUAGAAGCCUUUACACUUCAAGUAGAGGAAGUCUCUGCUGUAAAAUACAUUCCUUACGAAGAGUACAGAAACUUUCUGGCUAAGGAAGAUCCUGCUUAUGUGCCAUAUGAUGUAAAUGGAGAGUAUGGAAAACUAUUUGACAUAAUCAGACAGAGGUGCCAAGUGAACACUGAGGCUCGUAAACUAUCUCUGCAAAAGCAACUUCAGAGAUAUUCCCCUGUCACCCUUGAAGCAAAAUUGACAGAACUCUCUGAAAGAGAUCAGAAAGCGUUGGGGCUGAUUGUGAAGGCUGCAAGAAUUAUGGACGAUAUAUUUUUUGAGCAGGUUUGGAACAGCAAUCCAGCUCUAAGAGAUUGGCUGAAGGAUCAUGCCAAUGCAUCAGAACUGGACAAAUUAAAAUGGGAAUACUUCCUCAUCAACAAAAGUCCAUGGUCGUCUCUUGAUGAAAAUGCAGCAUUUUUGAGUACGGCAGAUUCAGCUGUAAAGUUGCUUCCUGAAGGAACAAAAUCCGUUGCUGGCUGGAAGGGUCUUGAAUAUAGAGCAGCCUUUCCAGUUACUAAACCACCUGGUUCUAAUUUCUAUCCUCCUGAUAUGGAUAAAACGGAGUUCACCUUAUGGCUCAAUGGUCUUACGGAAGAGCAAAAACAUGCUGCAACAGGAUUUUUCAGUGUUAUAAGAAGGCAAAGUGAAUCUAAUCUAGCUGAUCAUCUUGUCAGCAGCACAAAGAAACUAGACACUGAUUCCGAUCUGUAUAGUAUUCCUUAUUCAGAAGCUUAUGGACCUUUCCUCAAGAAAGCUUCUGAACUUUUGCACAAAGCUGGGGACUUGGUCAGUUCGCCAAGUUUGAAGAAGCUACUGCACAGCAAAGCUGAAGCCUUCCUUUCAAAUGAGUACUAUGAGUCAGACAUCGCAUGGAUGGACUUGGAUUCAAAGUUGGAUAUUACCAUUGGUCCAUAUGAGACAUAUGAGGAUGAAAUCUUUGGGUACAAGGCUACCUUUGAAACCUUCAUCGGUAUUCGAGAUGAUAAAGCCACAGCUGAUCUGAAACUCUUUGGUGACAAUCUCAAGCUAUUGGAAGAUAAUCUCCCACUUGACAGCGUAUACAAAUCGAAAGAUGUAUCUGCUGCUCCUAUUCGGGUCAUCCAGUUAAUUUACAAUUCCGGAGACGUGAGGGGUCCUCAGACAGUUGCUUACAAUUUGCCGAACGAUGAGAAAAUCGUCAAAUAUAGAGGAACAUCAAUGGUUAUGUUGAAAAACAUCCAAGAAGCAAAGUUUGAACAUAUUCUAAAGCCUAUAGCUGAAAUCACCAUCAGCAAGGAACAGCGAGGACUAGUUGAUUUUAAUUCUUUCUUCACUCACACCAUCUGCCAUGAAUGUUGCCAUGGCAUUGGUCCUCAUACGAUAACACUUCCUGAUGGCCAAACGUCUACAGUGAGAAAGGAACUGCAAGAAGUCCAUUCUGCAAUGGAAGAAGCAAAGGCAGAUAUAGUUGGUCUUUGGGCACUAAAGUUUCUCAUCACCAAGGGUUUGCUUUCCAAGAGUAUGGUAGAGAGUAUGUAUGUUUCUUUCCUUGCUGGAUGCUUUCGAUCCAUCCGGUUUGGUCUCACAGAAGCUCAUGGAAAAGGGCAAGCAUUGCAGUUCAACUGGUUAUAUGAGAAAGGAGCCUUUGUUUUCCACAAGGACUCGACCUUUUCGGUUGAUUUCGCUAAGGUCGAAGGUGCAGUUGAGAGUCUGAGCCAUGAGAUACUAACCAUCCAAGGAAAAGGUGACAAAAACGCAGCAACAUUGCUUCUGAAUAAGUACUGCAGCAUCACCGGACCAUUGAAAAAAGCUCUGGAGAAUCUCGAAAGCGUUAAGGUACCAGUGGAUAUAUCUCCAACAUUUCCAUUAGCAGAUGCAUUGCUGAAUUGAGAGAUUUGUCUCAAGCAAUGUUUCAGUUUCGCCUGAGUCUACGGUUUUGCAAAUAAGAACUCAGAUGAUCCAUCAUAACCAACUUCUGAACUUGAAGAGAGUUAUCUGAAUAAGGUGUUGUGUUCUUAUGCUGACAAAGUUGCUACCUUUAAAUCAUGAUCCAUUUGAAUGUUGAUGAUUCCAUUGAAUAAAGUUUGAGCGUUUUGUGA